AUGCCGUUGCGGCGCUCGCAUGCGAAAUCCCAUCACGGCUGCACCCAGUGCAAGAAGCGCCGGAUCAAAUGCGAUGAGACCCGCCCCUGUUGUGGUCCUUGCCAGAAAAAAUACCUCUCGUGCACAUUCAACAGUUCUCAUCCUGAGCAUCUUCCCCUUUGGGGCUCCGCGACAGCCCCGCAGGGUAAUGGGAGCGCAGCCAUCCUGCCCCUGGGCGAACUCAAACUUUUGCAUCAUUGGCAUACGGCGAUAGCUCUAUCGCUGGCACAGAACGAAGACCUGAUUGAAGUUUUCCAGACACAUGUUCCUCACAAGGGACUGGCCUACCCGUUUGUCAUGCACAGUAUACUUGCUAUAUCGGCAUUACAUCUAUCUCGGGAAUCUCCUGAUUCUCGCCAAAGAUAUACUGAAGUCGCAAUACAACAUCACAGCCUCGCAUUGUCUCUCUGUGCGCCGCUUCUAAGUCACAUGACAUCGACGAACUGUCACGCCCUCUUCGCCUGCUCCCUUCUUAUCAGCAGUUUUUCCUUUGCUUACCACGGUCUGAAUUUAGUAUUCGGAUCCACAAAUGUGAACGAAGUGAUUGAGGUCUUCAAGUUAGUCCGUGGGGCUGCAUCAAUUGUAGAAAAUGCUCGGCCGUGGAUCGAGCAGGGUGAUCUGAGGCUCUUGUUGAAGUUGACACGGUGUGCACAACAGCGCCAAAGAUCAAAGCAAGUCCGUGAGGUUCAUGCUCAAUUAAAAGCAUUGUUUGAACAACAGGCAGAGGACGGCCAGUCUCAAUGUCAGGAUGGUGUACGGACGAUCGUACUAAGAUCUAUCAAGCAUCUCCUUCAUGUUUUUGACGCCUGCGUCGCUAGCGAGAACCAGAGCCCAAUUCUAGCGUGGCCUGCUAUAAUAGAUUCCGAAUACCUGGAUCUAGUGCUGAUAAAAGAACCGAGAUCUUUAGUGACGCUCGCUCACUACGGGGCACUUCUACAUGUCAUGGAUAAGGCUUGGUGGAUGGAAGGCUGGGGAAAGAUCUUGGUCAAUCUUGCCGCAGAGUAUUUGGACAAGUCUGUGCAGUCUGAAAUUGCCUGGCCUCUAGCUGUUAUCGAUAAUGGAGGGUUUGGAGAGUAG
Molecule: messenger RNA, 1116 nt
Organism: Penicillium canescens
Lineage: Eukaryota; Fungi; Ascomycota; Eurotiomycetes; Eurotiales; Aspergillaceae
Product: Zn(II)2Cys6 transcription factor domain-containing protein
Exons: 1
Coding region: 1-1116 (371 amino acids)
Biological process (GO): regulation of transcription by RNA polymerase II
Molecular function (GO): zinc ion binding; DNA-binding transcription activator activity, RNA polymerase II-specific
Source: RefSeq, a predicted model, not a curated record